GAAUUUUUAAGAUUUAUAACUGAAUUAUCAAUCACUUAUUUAAAAUUAAUAUAAGAUAGAGAUCAUAAUCCUCUCCAAAAACUAUAUAUAUUUGCUUUCACCGUUUGAUAGGGUUCUUAUUCGCGCCCAUUUCCUUCCACUUUAAGACUGAAACUCUCAAUUUCUCUCUGAAACGUUCUCGAUUCUCUCGAGCUUUUCUCCGUGAUCUCGAUUUCUCUCUCUCGUAUUCCACUGUUCCCGCCGUCUCUGAUCGCUCAAGAUCUCUCCAUCUCUUGUGCUCGCUCCAUCUCUGGUUGUGAAGCAAAGAAGAUGUAUAACAGUAUUGGGUUACAAACUCCCAGAGGGUCUGGCACCAAUGGCUACAUCCAGACCAAUAAGUUCUUUGAGUCCAAAAACCAGAAAGGUUGCUGAAAGCUCUAGAGGAUUCGAGGAAUACCAGGGCAUUGCUGGAGUUUCAAGAAAACCUAAUGAAGACAUUCUUGAACACGAUGUCAAGCGUUGGAUUGAACUCAAACUUGUUAUACUUGAGGACAAGCUCACUGACCAAGGUUAUACAGUGGAUAAAAUUUCUGAGAAGUUAAGGGAGGUUCGUGAGACUUUGGAAGCUGCUUUAGAGGAAAAAGAUGGAGCUUCUGCCAUUGUAUUUGCAGAUAAGAGUUUAUCAAAUACACAGACUCACCGAAUUGCCGCAAGAAAGGAGGGGAGCAGAUGAAAAAAUUGAGAGCUGCUCUUCGGACGAUAGUGAACUGGUUAGAGAAGGGAUUUCCGAUCCAUCAAGGAAUAGAAGAGAGAGCCACAAUGCCGAUAUUAAGCACCAUGAGAAGUCUGAAUAUUCUUUUCUGAACAGGAAUUGAACUGGAAAAAGCAUGAAACUGAAGAUCAGUAUGAUGAUAAGGAUGACGAGAAAAAGGUUUCCAAAGUGUUGAAAGGUCAUCAGAAGGAUAGAAAAAGAAGGCAUAAGGAUGAUUCUUCUGAUACUGAUUCUGGUGGUGAGCUCAAGAAAACCAAGAAGAAUAUGAAUAAACCACAUUGAGCUUGACCCGUCUAACCUUUUGAGGCUAAAUUCUUUACUCCUAUCUUUAGUUUAGAUCAUACGAAAUUUUAGAUAUUAAAUUUGUAAUUUUACUAAUAAUGAUGGUAAAUGGUAGAUACUUAAUAGACUUGUAAUUGAUUUUUUUUAAGAAAAAAAGACUUGUAAUUGAUGUAAAAAUGACUCUGUAGUGGUACAAUUUCAUAUAUCUCAUAAUAUCUCGAUUAGUGAAACAUUUCAAGUUAAAUAUAGGUUAAAUUUCAAAA
This is a messenger RNA of Benincasa hispida (wax gourd), 1296 nucleotides long. NCBI's taxonomy places the organism in Eukaryota, Viridiplantae, Streptophyta, Magnoliopsida, Cucurbitales, Cucurbitaceae. The record is from RefSeq and is a predicted model, not a curated record.